AUGACCGUCGCAACAUUCCAAGAUGCGCUGAAUCAGUCCGAUGCAUCCGAACGGCAGAACAACCAGGGUGGCCGCGGUGGUGGUGGUGGCGGUGGCGGUAGUGCCCCGAUGACGCUUCCCUCCGUGGAAACCACCGACGCCAGCUCGAGCCAAGUGGACCGCAAACUGACGGAAAUUCAGCAGUUCUACGACCGGUGCAAUGUCUUCAUCACCGGCGGUACCGGGUUCCUGGGGAAAACUCUAAUCUACAAACUGCUCACCAGCUGCCCAGGAGUGGAAAACAUUUUCCUGCUGAUACGAAGCAAACGGGGAAAGGAUAUUUUCUCUCGAGUGGAAGAAAUUUUCGAAGAUGCCAUGUUUGAUAAAAUGAAGCAAGCCUGCCCAAAGUAUGAUCACAAAAUCCGAGCCAUCGCCGGUGACUGUAUGCUGCCCAACCUCGGUAUCAGCUCGUCCGACCGGGAGCUCCUCAUAGAAAAUGUAAAUAUCGUCUUUCAUCUGGCCGCUACGGUGCGAUUCGACGAGAAAAUGAAAAUCGCCAUGCAAAUCAACGUGAAAGCCUGCCGGGACAUUCUGGACCUGUGCUACGAGAUGAAACACCUCAAGUCCAUCAUCUAUGUGUCCACCGCGUACACCCAGUGCCCGCAGAAGGAGGUCGAUGAGCGGUUCUACGAGCCACCGAUCGACUCCAAGAAGAUGAUCAGCCUCACCGAUUGCGUUAGCGACGCGAUGAUGGAAAACAUCACGCCAAUCUUGCUGGACAAGUGGCCAAAUACCUACACAUUCACAAAGGCGAUCGCCGAGGACGUCGUACGACAGAACAGCCGGGGUAUGCCGAUCGGCAUGUUUCGACCGGGUAUCGUCAUAGCUACCUAUCAGGAACCAGUACCAGGAUGGAUCGAUAAUUUCUACGGACCGACAGGGGUGAUUGCGGGUGCCGGAACGGGAGUACUACGAACACUUCGAGCAGAUCCCGCGAAGGUGGCCAAUAUGGUACCGGUGGAUCUAUGCGUAAAUGGUAUCAUUUCCGCCGCCUGGGAUAUUGCCGAACGAUUCCAAAAAGAAAUUAUGCCCGAUCCGGAAAUACCAGUUUACAACUUCUGUACGGAAAAGUGCAACUGUAUUACCUGGAAUGACUUCACCUAUACCACAAUCAAGUUCGGAUCUAUGUACCCCACGAUGAAGUCUAUCUGGUAUCUGUGCUACUACAACAAUCCGAAUAGGAUCAUGCACUUCCUGGCGGUUCUGUUUCUGCACUAUGCUCCAGCGAUAUUCUUUGACGUAAUCGCAUUGUUUAUUGGACGAAAACCAAGACUCAUGCGCACGUACAAGAAAAUCCACCGCUUCAUGGACGUUAUCGAGUACUUCUCCAUGCGCCAAUGGGAAUUCAAAAUGGAAAAUAAAAACGCAUUGUGGCGGAAAUUGUCACUGGCGGAUCAGAAACUUUUCUUCUUCGACAUGCGUCAAAUCAACUGGGACUUCUUCCUGGAGCAGUACUUCUGCGGCAUCCGACAGUACCUGAUGAAAGACCCGCUGGAAACCGUCCCGGAGGCACUGGUCCGAUGGAAUCGUCUCUACUGGCUGCAUCAGGCUGUCAAGGUUAUUGUGCUACUACUGGCAUACAAGCUGCUCUCCACGGUUUGGGGCUUCAUCUUUAGCUAG
Sabethes cyaneus is the source of this 1659-nucleotide messenger RNA. Its product is annotated as fatty acyl-CoA reductase wat. The transcript is spliced from 9 exons. NCBI's taxonomy places the organism in Eukaryota, Metazoa, Arthropoda, Insecta, Diptera, Culicidae. The coding region runs from base 1 to 1659 and encodes 552 amino acids. Gene Ontology annotation, cellular component: peroxisome. Gene Ontology annotation, biological process: long-chain fatty-acyl-CoA metabolic process. The record is from RefSeq and is a predicted model, not a curated record. Gene Ontology annotation, molecular function: alcohol-forming very long-chain fatty acyl-CoA reductase (NADP+) activity.